AUGUUUGCUUGUGUUCUGCUGGUCACCAUAUUCGGUCAUACCAACACACUGCCACAGCAACCUGAGGAUCCAGACAAAAAUGUCAAUCUGGCUUUAGAAACUGUUCUAGAGUUUUCUAAUAAAUACCAAUCAGGCGAAGAAAAACUGCUAAACGUCGUUCAAAAUUUUAUCAACCGACUUAAAGAUGAAAUGCAUCAUGAUAAACCAAAUAACUCUGGAAAACAUUCAAGGAGAUCUUCAAGCGAUAGCAAAGAUGAACUAGAAAUACUAGGCCUCAAAAUCAUCGAUAGAUUAAAUUAUUUAGAGAAUCAGGUAGAUGAAAUAAAGCAAAACAACGCUCUGAAGGAUUGUUCGACAAACGACAAAAACCAAACUGUAAAUUGCUUCAGUAGAAGUAGUAGCGGAAGAGAUAUAAAUGGCGACGGAUUUGUCAAACUUGUCGAAGUCCAAAAAGGAAGUUUGAGGCAAAAGUAUAACAUUACAGAUGACACGAGCGAUAUUGUUAUUAAGAAAUGCGAUAAAUGUAACGUUUCAAGGAUAUAUAAAAAGAUCUUAAAGACAAACGUGAGAGAAACGAAUGAAGCUACAUCAUCGAAUCAUACGAACACGUUUAUGACAACGUCUAAUCUGAAAUUAUAUCAGGAGGAAUUGAAUCCGCAUCAUCAUCAUCACAACAGACCAAGAAUGAAUACAAGAACUAGAAUAUAUCACACAACUGCAAAAUCAAGUGAUGAAGUCAAGUUAGACCAAAUAAUUGUAAGAUUAAAUAAAACGAAAUUGUCAUUGGAUGAGAGACUAAGAUCAGUUGAUCUUACAACGAUAGCAACAGAGGCUACGUCAACAAUAAAUUUAACUCUAGCAACGAAUGAAAUUAUUCGUAAUUUUAGCAGAACCUUUCCUCUAUCUGGUAGCUACGUCCCGAUAGAUGGUAGAAAGUUUAAUGACAAAAAUACAAGUUCUAUUGGGGCAUUGAUAAAAGAAUUAAAAGAUAGGAAAUUUGAAAGUCAAACUGCGAAAGACAAAGCAAUAUCUAAUAAAGUUAUGGAUUUUUUUUCUCUUCCACGUAAUCCUGUAUUUCGUCCGUCCAAUGUAUGGUGAUUUAGUUUCAAUAAAUAAAAAAUA
Messenger RNA from Spodoptera litura, 1122 nucleotides. The record is from RefSeq and is a predicted model, not a curated record. Lineage: Eukaryota; Metazoa; Arthropoda; Insecta; Lepidoptera; Noctuidae.